AUGGAACUCAGUGAUAUCCGGAGUAAAAAUAUUGAAAAUAUUGACAGUUCAGUAAAUAGGGUCUAUGCCGAGACAAGUAAACACAAGGGUUCAAAAGCUAAUGGAGUAGCGCCAUUUGCGAGCAAACGUCUGAACGGUCCAUCAUGUUAUAGAUGCGGAUCUAUUGGACACUUUGGUAAAGAUCCAGCCUGUCCAGCAAAGUCGCGAAAAUGUCACAAAUGUCACAACAUAGGUCAUUUUCAGAAAUGUUGUAAGUCUAAGGCAAAACACAAGUUUAAGAAGGAAGGGUAUGUGAAAAAUGUUGAAGACGAUCAUUCAGAGAGACAGUAUGCAUUUACGAUUCCAGAUAGUAAGCUCACAAGAUACAAGAUCAAGAUCGGACAGAUCCCAAUUAACAUUAUCGUUGACAGUGGGAGUUCUGCCAAUAUUAUUGACGAAGACGCAUGGGAACAUUUAAAAGAACAGAAAAUCUUGUGUCACUCUAACAAAAGAACUAAGAAGAAAUUGGGGAAAGCUCCAGCUCUGCUCAGUAGGGAAACUGCCGAGAAGUUAGGCAUUCUGAAAAUAGGGACAGUGUAUAAUGUUGAAGACAUAAGGACCGAGUAUGGUGACUGUAUUCAGGGUAUCGGCAAGCUCAAGGACUUUGAGUUGAAGCUUCACAUUAAUGAAGAUGUAGAGCCUGUUGCUCAGAAAGCUUAUUCUGUGCCUAUAUCACUAAGAGAGAAGGUGGCUGAAAAGCUUGAAGAACUUGAAGAAGAAGAUAUUAUAGAAAAGGCCGAGGGUCCGACGCCGUGGGUGAUUCCGGUGGUGGUGGUGCCAAAGCCAUCAGGGGACAUACGAAUUUGCGUUGACAUGAGACAAGCCAACAAAGCUAUUACCAGAGAGCGACAUCCGAUUCCAACCGUAGAUGAAGUAUUGGUACAGAUGAAUAAUAGCUGUUAUUUUAGUAAGAUUGACCUUAAUAUGGCAAUCUACCAAAUUCCAUUGGCCGAAGAAUCACGUUUCAUAACUACUUUUGUCACGCAUAAGGGCCUAUACCGGUACAAGAGGUUAAGUUUUGGAGUAAACGCAGCACCGGAAAUGUUCCAGCACAUAAUAACUCAGGUGUUACAGUCAUGUGACGGAGUUGCAAACAUUGCAGAUGACAUUAUAGUACAUGGUCAAAGUCAGAAAGAUCACGAUGCAAAUCUCAAAACCUGUAUGGAAACACUGAAAGCUAAAGGUCUCACGGUGAACCUUGAAAAGUCACAGUUCAACAUGAAUAAGAUAACUUUCAUGGGACAUGUUGUGUCUGAUAAAGGCAUAGUGCCUACAGAAGAGCGUGUUAAAGACCUUAUCAAUGCAUCAGAACCUAAGAACGCUUCAGAAGUCAGAAGUUUCCUUGGAUUGGUGAACUUUAGUGCGCGAUAUAUACCUGAUCUUGCUACAGUAACUGAACCAUUGAGAAAACUCACAAAGAAGAAUGCACAGUUUCAGUGGAAAAGUGAAGAGAAGAAGUCAUUUAAUGAGAUUAAGAGAAGAAUGGCAAACACAGAAACAUUGGCAUACUUUAAGCCAGGAUGUAAGACUAAAUUAGUGACAGAUGCUAGUAAUGUUGGUCUCGGAGCAGUGUUAGUACAAGAACAACACGGAAAAGAGAGAGUUAUCAGUUACGCUAGCCGUACACUUAGUGACAGUGAGAAGCGAUACUCGACGACAGAGAAAGAAGCUCUAGCUAUUAGCGAAGACGAGAGUGAAACAGAGGGAUUUAUUCGGUUUGUUGCAACCAAUGCAACUCCAAGUGCGCUGUCUACACGGGAAGUCGAGAGAAUUUCAGCUACAGAUGAAGAGCUGUGUGACUUUCGAUACUAUGAAAUAGACAUUAUCAAGACUAUUGCGUCUGAGAAGAUAAUUGACUGUCUAGAGAAAAUGUUUAUCAUUCAUGGACUGCCAGUGACCAUAACUAGUGACAAUGGUAGACCAUUCGUGUCAGAUGAGUUUGAGAAGUAUUUGUUCGAGAACAAUAUUGAGCAUAGACGAACAACGCCACUUCAUCCUAGUGCCAACGGUAAAGUAGAACGGCAAAACCGAACUCUGCUGAAACGUAUCAAGAUUGCGAAUGCCGAAGGGAAGAAUUGGAAGAUUGAAAUCCGAAAGUUUCUCCUAGCUUACCGCACAACACCACACAGUACGACAGGUGUACCACCAUCGGAAUUGAUGUUCAACCGAAAGAUCCGAACUAAGUUACCUGAAAUUCAGUUUUCGUUGAAUGAUGGGGAAGUACGAGAUAGAGACAUGUUCAGGAAGGAGAAAAAACCGUAUAGAGUUGUGGAGAAGUACGGAAAUCAAGUAUCACUUGAAUCGCCAUCUGGAGUAACGCGAGUCAGAAACUCCACACAUGUGAAGGAAUUCCGGGAACCAGAAGUUGAGACGUCGGAGGGAGGAUUAAAAGACAAAGCUGUACGUCUUUUGAUGAAGGGGUGUAUGCCCAUGUGCCCGCCGGCUAAGAGGGAUUGGUCCGAUGUGACGGACUUUGUGUUCCAGCGGGGUCAUCAAAAAUUAUGCUGGCCUCCAGCAAACUGGCGCUCCAUGACGGCCGACCAAAUGGCCCAUGAGUAUGCUGCCAUCGUCCUGGAGAAGUCCUUGACAGCGACUUCUUUCCCAACACUGACCAGAUGA
Mya arenaria is the source of this 2658-nucleotide messenger RNA. RefSeq lists its product as uncharacterized. The transcript is spliced from 6 exons. Bases 1 to 2658 code for a protein of 885 amino acids. The record is from RefSeq and is a predicted model, not a curated record. Gene Ontology annotation, biological process: DNA integration; proteolysis. Gene Ontology annotation, molecular function: nucleic acid binding; aspartic-type endopeptidase activity; zinc ion binding. Lineage: Eukaryota; Metazoa; Mollusca; Bivalvia; Myida; Myidae.